AAAGUUCAUGCCAAAUUACGUGGUGACUGAUUUCGGAAAGUAACUUUGGUUUAAAAACGCCUCAAUGGUGUAAAAUAAUAAAUAACGCGUGUUUUUUUCGAGUGUCACGGUAUCUAAGGAGAUUACAAAAUGGUUUACCGUUUCUUAGUACAAAAGAAUUUUUUGAUAAUGCUCGACGCGUCGACGAUGCUGAUGGCCAAAUUGUUGUGUUUACUAUUGGUGGUAUGUUCGGUGCACAGUCUUCAGUUGGAUAGUCAAGCGUCGACAAGGAAACCUAGGGUGACGAAAUAUAGCAAAACUACAGCCGCGCCUGGUGGGCCUACGGAGCCGACGUCAGAGCGGAGUCUCGACACGGCUACAUACAGACUGCAGGUCAACAGCGAGACAUGCAUCCUGCUGACAGUGGACGCUCUGCUCGACAUUUCUUACGUCACCAAGCUCAAUGAGCGCGCUGACGCGAACACAUUUGUCCCGAACAGUGCCAGCGUGGGUGGCGUGUGUAAGGAGAGUGACGCUGAGACUCUCACUCUCACCUUCAAGGAGUUCGUUUUAGAGUUCUCAUUUGAUAAAACGCCCGGCGGUGAACGCUGGUACGUCGACAGCAUUAGACUAUCAUACAACUCCAGUGCCAGGAUCCUCGAGCACGCAGCCAAGCAAGGUCGCCGGGUCACACUCAGUACUGGCUCCAGAGCAUUGCUGUUCCCAACUCCAGUGGGGAAGUCCUUCUAUUGUCCUGAAGAGACGAUCGUCGAACUAGCUGAGGAUGAGACGAACUCCAAUGCCGGCCACCGGGCAAAACUAUAUCUUCGCCAGAUGCGACUCCAAGCGUUCAUGUACAAGAAAGAUGGAGAGUUCGGUCCACCCUGGCAUUGUUCGGACUCUUCCCGUGGCAGAUCAGAGGCUGCCCCCGUGGCCGUCGGCGCAGCCCUAGCGAUAGCCACUGCAGGUACUUUAGUCGGAUACGCCAUCUGGCGUUACCUUAAAGUGAAGAAGGUACAAUAUGACACUAUGGAGUGAGGGGGUUAAGUGCGUUCUGGACAUUUUGGAUUUUGUUUUUUUUGGAUAUCGAAGCGAAGGCAAUCGGUGCAAAGGUCAAAUUUUGUUUAUCAUUUCUUAUUAAAUAAACCGAUAAAAAAAAGUUUAUUCAACCACAGAUAUCUAUGUGAAAAGUCGGCGUGAAGACUAAAGAUUCAAAAUAUACAAUAGUUCUCAGUCUGUCAUUGGCUGAAUGAGGUUUUGUCCUUUGCUUCAAUUGACGGGCAACGAUAUAAAUUACGAAAAUAUAUUUUUUAUUUCAUAUGACCAGUUUUUAUCGAGAUUUGAUGUUUUUAUUACACCUAUAUUCCUCCUGCUACCUGCUGGACAUCUCAACAACUGGAAGUGAUAUUGGAGCAUACUCUUUCUUAACCUCGUAAGACCCGGUUUUCCAGACAUAAUAGAGAUUGGAUUAUAGAAGUACAUUGGACCUUUUGGAGGUUGCAAGAUUUUUUUUUAUUAUAAAUUAGUGUAUUUCUUUUUCUGUAAUAUUUUUGAACUGGUCAUUAUUUGAAAUAUAUAUUUGUUAGUUCAGAACGCAUUUAGGUAAGCUAGUGAGUUCAUAAUGAAAAAUACAAUGCCAAUGUCGAUAAAGUUUCUUAGGAUGGUAGACCAAACUGUUAUCAAUGUGAGAAGUGCAGUUAUAUCAAGUGAGACGCACUGAACGUGUGGUAGAUUAAGAGCAUUAAAGUUUUAAGCUUGGUAUAGACAGAGCCGGAGGGGCGAGACAAGCCCGCCGUGGUACGGGAUUUGCAAUGAAGCCGUAAAAAGCAUUAUUGAAUCAUUUGAUUUUUGAAGUCCCGCGCCCCGGCCCGCUUGUCCCAUUUUCCCGGGUCUAUACAGCAAGUUUUAGGUAGAAUAAUAGAAUAUUAAAAUGUUCAAAUAUUACUCCUUAAACAAGUCCUAAAUUAAAAUGUUCUUAUGUCUAUUACACAUUGUAUUAUGCAUUCUAUUUAUUUGGACGCAUAAGUAUAAUGUUGGUAUAAUUUACAAACGCGUAUUUAUUUACAUAUAGUGAUGUGCGGAUAUCGAUGUUAAUAUAAUGUUGUUUAAUAUAAUAUGAUUAUUUUUAAAGACGUAUUGUGAAUAGAAAAUACUUGGUGAUCAUGAGAAUGAAGGUAUUUUCUAGUUACUCUAGAUAGUUGGCACAUGAUCAGGUAAGGUAAUUGUUUAAAAUGUUGUUGACGGUUGAAAAUGAUGUAAAAAUGUAUGUAAUCCUCAAUAUAACCCCAGUACUCCAUAGGCUAGUGUUUUUUAUAUUUUCCCCCCUCACUUAUAGUUAAGAAAAUUGGCUUACUUAUUCAGAAAAUCUUGAAUAUUAUAUUAAAAUAUGAUUGACAUGUAACUAUUGUUUUAUCAUUAGUGUUUCUAGGAGACAAAACGUUGACGAAGAUUCGAAUCCAUAUUCAAAUAUCUUUAUUGUACAUGUUGACUAGGCUACUUCUCAAAAAAUGUGGCGCGUAUUCUACGCAGCUGUUCAGUAUUUAUAAUCAUCAGUCAUAAUUUACAAUAUUGAAGUAAUAUUUUAGAUGUCUACACUGAUUUGAAUCGUGUCAUAAUGUCAACAUUUAUCACCAACACAACACCAUGUAUUUAUCAACCAUUGGCCAUUUAAGUUUGUUUCUAACAACUUAUGCGUCAUUCUAUAACAUAAUAAUGAAUACGCAGUCUAUUAAAAAUGCUGUCCAUAUUUUGUCUUCUAGAUGAAAUAUAAUAUUUUGAUUAUUAGACUAGUAUAAUUCACUAUAUUAAUAUACUCGUUAAUUAUUACAUAUCAGAUGAUAAUAUAAAAUAAAUAUAAUUUUAUCGAGAAUCAUUAUUGUAAUUAUAUUGAAGAAGAAUUUUAUUUGAGAUUGUUUGCAAUGUAGCGGACAUUUUUAUAUAUUGGAAUAUGACGUGUACAAGCAAUAAGUACUUUUUUAUUGAACGCCGUCGAUAUGACACAUAAUGGCUGAAUUUGAUGUUGUAUUUGUGCGCAAAACUUGGUUAAAACUAGUAUUUAAUUUUUACACGGCACAUCGUGUUAGAUGACUUUAAAAUAAUGUAUAUUUACUUAAGUUUAGCGUUAUUAAAGCCAGUAUGUUUUGGCUAUAGUCAGGUUGUUCAUAAGAUUAUAGGCAACAUUUUGUAACUGAGAAUUAUUAUUUUCUCUCUAUAACUUCACUGAACCUACCUCAGUUUAUCUUCCAAAGCACAAGCGUACUGAUAUAUAAUAUUAGUCUUAUUUUACACUUGUAUUUUCACGAGAUGUUUUUUAUAUUUACCUUAUAAUAUACCUACUGAUUUUAACAAAAUAUAAUAUUAUUCAUUUUCGAAUAUUAAAUAUCUAGUAGCCAAGUUUUGCUAGUUAAGAUGCGAUGUGUGUUAAUGCUUUCAAUUAAAAGCCUCGAGGCUGUAUAUUUGUUUAUUGUACCUAUAUUUAGUCAUAAACUCACCGAGAUAUGAAUAGCUAUAAACAAAAGAAGUAUUCAUAUAUAUACUUUUGCUUAAAAUAAAUGUGUCAUUUAACCUUUAUUUUUAAAUUAUCGAUAAGUAAGUAAUUAAGUGUAAUGUGUCCCAUCACUCAUUAUUUUUUCCUUUUUAAUAAAAGGCCUACGGUGUUGCUAGUGUGAAAAAAUGAAUAAAUAUAAUUUAUUCAGCCAGUUAUCUCGGUGGGGUUAGUAUUAAUACUCAUCAAUUAUUGGACAUAUCGAUCUUAUACUCUGUUUUGUAUGGGCUGAUGUUGUGAUUUGUGUGUUUGUAUGAGGUUAGAGUUUUAGCUUUAAGUUAGUAGAUAUAGUCCCUCGUCCUCUCUGUUUUUGCUGGCCGCUGUAUAUACGAUUUGCUUUCGUUGCAGAUACAGUACGAUUUAUCCUUUUCAUAUUAGCGUCAAAUUAAUAAUUGUAAAGGAAAAUUGUAUAAACUGCAACAAAUAAUCGGUACAGAGGGUCUAAAAAUGCCCAUCGGAGCAAUUCAUUUAAAAGAAAGUGCGCAAUGCCUACAAAUUACAAAUAGCAAUAUUGAUUUUUAGGUGAAUUGCUUUAAUGUGUGUUUUAACCCUUCAGGAAAGGCUAAAAGGAUUCAUUACAAAAAAAAAAUACUUAUACAAAUGCUUUGAAAACUAACUUAAUAACUUCGAUUGUGAAAGAGAGGGAAAACCCGAUACAUAAUAUCUAAUAGAUAGACAAUGCCGAUAAUAAUGUCUUUCGCUCAAAAAACACAUAACCAUUCUUUUUGCUUUGUCGAAGUCGGGUAGCUGUGGUAUUUUAUAUACAAUGUUUAUAAGAAAUACGCUAAUGUGAAUCGGAUGGAAGCUAAAUCAGCUUGUUUUUUAUAAUAUGUACCUACUUUUUCGAGUAUAUAUAUAUAUGUACACAAAGACAUAACGCUUUUUUCGUCUACUGUAAAUAUUUCUUGACUAUAUGUAAGCCACUUUUCGAAUUUUUCGAUAUAUAAAAUCGCACUAUAGUUUCAAAUUCAAGUUUCUCUCUAAAAAAAAUUAAACGCUAAAAUCAUUUUUGUGAAACUCUGAAUAUUUCUGAAAAACUUUUUCUAUUAGAUGAUAUAAGAUUCUAUUUUCCUAAUAUUUUGUAUUGUAUUGAAUCCAGGGGGUCUAAUUAGGCUACAUUGGAGCUAUUCAUCUACAAAAAUAAUAUUGCAAUUUGACAUUUGCGCAUGGAAAUGUAAGUGCGCAAUGUCGACAAAUGUCAAAUAGCAAUAUAGCUUCAAUAUGGCCUGUUUAGGCCUCGGUAGUUAUUUUCCUCAAUAGUUUUGGUAGCAUUACGUACGUAUCGGUGCAUUUAUAUUAAAUAUUAAUAUUAUACUAAAAUUAUUAAUACGCCAUACGAUUUGUCUUCCAGUAAAAUUGAUCUUAAACAAUAGAUUAAAGUAUUGUAGCUUAUUAUAUUAUAUACAUAAAUUAUGAACAAAGGUGGUGAUGUUAUGGUCCUUAGUAAUGUUAUUGGUAAGUUAAUGUUACUGGCUAGUAAUCUGGCGGUUGGUUGGAGAAUAUUGUCUUUUUGACAUUUGUUUUUUUUUACCGAAAUAUUUACAUCAUCACAUCAACAACAUCAAUUUAAGAGCCACGCUCUUGUCGGUGCAGCAUUUUCCAUGCUACUUGUUUAGGGAAAAAUAGAGCAGGGGUUUCCCUCUUGCCUUCCGCCCCGCAGUACUCUGUCAAAUAUUUACAUAAAAAAAGUAAAAACAUGAAACCCAGGUACAACACAUCUUCCAUCCACCAUUAUUAUUGAUCAAAAUAUAGAGAAGCACUAUGAGUAGGCAGCAACAUAAUUAUAUACUUACCAUAUUUGAUCCAAAUAUCAAGCAACUUUUAUUUUAUAUACAUGCAUCUGCCAUUACAUUAUAUUUUUGAAUAAUUAUGUAUCCGAGCAAUGAGAAAAUAGGUGAUUAUUGCGUUAAAUCUGUACAACGCCAUCUAUCAUUAUAAUUAUUUAUAAGUAUCAUUUGUUUACGGAGAACGUAUUGUGAAAAGUCCCGCGUUUAAUCUAAGCAAGCAGUCAUCAUUUUUUUCUCUGCGUUGGUAAUGGCAACACUCAAUAGACGAGUAGAACACCCUGCAUAACCCUUAUAAAAAAAAAAUAGAACACCCUGUCAUGUCGCAAACAUUAUUUAGAUUAUUCUUAAUCCGUAGAGACAAAUGUUCAAUUUUUUUAUGGCUACAGUCAAGUUCAUUUACAAAAACACACGUUCUAUGCAUUUGUAUAUACCUAUUUUAAAUAAUAAGAAAAAUUCCGAGUAGUUAUUUUUAAUCCUUUUUAUUCUCAGACUGAAUAUUCUGCAACAAAUUGCGUCGUAAUACCUAAAUAAAAUGUUAGGAGAUAUUGUGAAACACCAAUAAAUAUUAUACUCAUAACAUUAACCACCGAAUAUUUUAAGGGACAUAUCUCAAAUUAUAAUAACUUAGUGCGUUCAUUUAUUGAAAUUGUCUUUAUGAAUAAAUGACGUUAAAAUGGGAAA
This is a messenger RNA of Pectinophora gossypiella (pink bollworm), 5991 nucleotides long. RefSeq lists its product as uncharacterized. Gene Ontology annotation, cellular component: membrane. NCBI's taxonomy places the organism in Eukaryota, Metazoa, Arthropoda, Insecta, Lepidoptera, Gelechiidae. The record is from RefSeq and is a predicted model, not a curated record. The coding region runs from base 130 to 1017 and encodes 295 amino acids. The transcript has 7 exons.